This is a messenger RNA of Cyprinodon variegatus (sheepshead minnow), 1843 nucleotides long. RefSeq names its product solute carrier family 45 member 2 (gene slc45a2). Gene Ontology annotation, cellular component: membrane. Gene Ontology annotation, molecular function: sucrose:proton symporter activity. Gene Ontology annotation, biological process: transmembrane transport. Lineage: Eukaryota; Metazoa; Chordata; Actinopteri; Cyprinodontiformes; Cyprinodontidae. The record is from RefSeq and is a predicted model, not a curated record. The transcript has 7 exons. The coding region runs from base 1 to 1770 and encodes 589 amino acids.
AUGACCUUGUUAUCAGAGGACCAGUCUGCAAGGCCCCAGCCCUGCAUGCUCUCAGAACCGGGUAAACAUAUUACCACGUCUUUGCAAGAGUCUACGACGGACUACCCCUGUUCCAAAGAAGACUACAUAAACAGUGGCGACAGUGAUGUAUUUGGAGUUGUGGAGCCGCCCAGACGCUCUCUGGGUCGUCUUAUCCUCCACAGCCUGGUGAUGUUUGGUCGGGAGUUCUGCUACGCUGUUGAAGCAGCUUUUGUGACACCGGUGCUGCUGAGUGUGGGUCUACCUCGCAGUUUGUACAGCCUCGUGUGGUUGAUCAGCCCCAUCCUUGGGUUUCUGCUGCAACCCAUUAUCGGCUCGGCCAGCGACUACUGUCGCUCGCCCUGGGGACGGCGGAGGCCCUACAUCCUGGUCCUUGGCAUCAUGAUGCUGAUAGGGAUGAGCAUGUUCCUGAAUGGAGAUGCUUUCAUUUCAGCACUGGUCAGCAACAGGUCAUUAAGGAGCAUUUGGGCCAUCGUCGUGGUGAUGUUCGGGGUGGUGUUGUUUGACUUUGCUGCAGAUUUCAUCGACGGGCCCAUCAAGGCCUACCUGUUUGACGUAUGCUCUCAUUCUGACAAGGAGAGGGGUCUGCACUAUCAUGCUCUGUUUACAGGACUGGGUGGAGCGUGUGGUUAUUUGGUUGGAGCUAUGGACUGGGGCCACUCAGCCUUAGGUCGUCUGUUGGGCUCCGAGUACCAAGUCAUCUUCUUCUUCUCUGCAAUCACCUGGGGCUUUUUCCUCACCGUGCACCUGUUUAGCAUUCCAGAGACACCUCUUUCCAAGGAGCCUUCAGUGUCUGAUUCCUCGUCUCCCAGUGCUCUCCGUUUACUGGGCUCCCAUAGCAAUGGUUACGGAGCCCUUGGUAAAGAGCCAACCUCUCCUGCUGUACAAAUAUCUGCCUCAGACCUCAGGCCAAGAUCCUUUUCAACUUUGGGCGAAAGGCCGAGAUCUUAUUCAGCUCUGGGCGAAAGGCCGAGAUCCUUCUCAGCUCUGGGAGAAGCUAACUCUGUGACAUCAAGCGCCAAGCAGCCAAACAAGGAGCAGAAGAAGAUGACUUUCAGGUCCCUGAUGAAAGCUUUCAUCAACAUGCCAAGCCACUAUCGUUGUCUAUGCAUCAGUCACCUGCUGGGAUGGGCAGCCUUUCUCUGCAACAUGCUCUUCUUUACUGAUUUCAUGGGACAGAUUGUUUAUAAAGGAAAUCCUUAUGCAGAACACAACUCUACAGCGUAUGCCACCUACGAGAGAGGUGUAGAAAUUGGCUGCUGGGGACUGUGUAUUAAUGCGGUGUCUUCUGCUCUUUAUUCAUACGUGCAACGUUUCCUGCUUCCAUACAUCGGCCUAAAAGGGUUGUAUUUCAUGGGGUACUUUGUGUUCGGCAUGGGAACCAGCCUAAUUGGCCUCUUUCCGGAUGUCGUUGCCACGCUCAUCCUCUGCAGUGUGUUCGGCGUCAUGUCCAGCACGCUCUACACAAUCCCAUUCAACCUGAUAGCAGAAUACCAGCGAGAAGAGGAGGAACAACAAAAGCUUCUAGGGAGCAAUAAAAGUCCCAGAGGCACCGGCAUGGACUGCGCUGCACUCACCUGUAUGGUCCAGCUGGCUCAGAUCAUUGUGGGAGCGGGGCUCGGAGGUUUGGUCAACGCAGCAGGAAGUGUAAUUGUGGUUGUCCUGUCAGCCUCAGCUAUGUCUUUAAUAGGCUGCAUCUUUAUUGCUCUCUUUAUCAGAUAUGUGGAAUAAUACUGCUUUAAAUAUUAAUGGUGCUGUUUUAAUAAAUAAAAAGUAAAGCCUCUUUCUUAUAUCGUUAGUCUGU